This is a messenger RNA of Laetiporus sulphureus 93-53, 508 nucleotides long. RefSeq lists its product as uncharacterized. NCBI's taxonomy places the organism in Eukaryota, Fungi, Basidiomycota, Agaricomycetes, Polyporales, Laetiporaceae. The coding region runs from base 116 to 448 and encodes 110 amino acids. The record is from RefSeq and is a predicted model, not a curated record. The transcript has 3 exons.
GAACACAAGAGAUGAACACAAAAGCCGUAACUACUGUGUAGAGAGUGGCGGUGGGUUUCAAAUCAAGGGAUGCGACGCGUAGUGGUUGUAGUUAUGUUUGCCACCCGCGCGAACAAUGGGUGUUCAACAAGACCAUGUGACCAGAGCGAGCCACGAACAUCGCCGCCACAGGCCCGUUUACACAAAGGCAAUGCCACUUAUUCCAUUGCUCUACCCUAUGACUCUGUUUAUUGUACAUGGCAAGGAUCUGGCUAUCGAAGAGCGAUUUUGGUGCGGCACCUCGUACGUGCAGAAAGCUAGAUCCCCUGCCUAUAAGGUGACUUUAUCUCAGCGAGAUCAGACCAACAUGCUCCUGAUUGACUUCGAGCUCGUCUACCCUACAGGCUCGAUUAUGACUUUCUGUGUUGCGCGACCGACUAUGUGGAAACAUAAUGGGUUUCAAGAAUGACUUUCGAGCCAUAGUUCUUCCUUACUUUUUUCACUCAUUGAUAUGAGUCGCGUUUGCCUC